CGGCGGCGGCGGCGGAACUGGUGGGGGCCCGCACGGCGCCCGCGACCCCCGGCCUCCCGGCAUGGGCGCCCCUGCGGUGCGGAGCAGCUCCCCGCCGGCUGGUGCGCGACCCCGGAAGGCGGGGGUGCAGAGGCGAGCAGAGCUCGGCGGGCCAGGCUUCCACCAUGGACAGAAGCCAGCCCUGGUCCCUCUCUGGUGUCCCUGCUCCUUCUGCCUGGCCCUGGAGGCCCAAGGGAUGGUUGACUGUUGUCCGAGGUCUGUUAGUUCAUCCAGACUGGGCUCCCUGAGGCUGCCAGGAAGAGCCCCUGAACAACCCCAGGAUUCUCGCCUGGUGCAGUUGUCCAGGAUCUCUGAGAGUCUAAGCAGAUCGUGGAGAGAUAGCUGAGAUGCCCUGUAUCCAAGCCCAAUAUGGGACACCAGCACCGAGCCCAGGACCCCGAGACCACCUGGCAAGCGACCCCCUGACCCCCGAGCUCGGCAAGCCCACCAUGGACCUGGCCAGCCCUGAGGCAGCCCCCACGGCCCCCACCGCCCUGCCCAGCUUCAGCACCUUCAUGGAUGGCUACGCAGGGGAGUUCGACACCUUCCUGUACCAGCUGCCGGGAACAGCCCAGCCGUGCUCCUCGGCCUCCUCUUCGGCCUCCUCCACGUCCUCCUCCUCGGCCACCUCCCCCGCCUCUGCUUCCUUCAAGUUUGAGGACUUCCAGGUGUACGGCUGCUACCCUGGCCCCCUGAGCGCCCCCCUGGAUGAGACCCUGUCCUCCAGCGGCUCCGACUACUACGGCAGCCCCUGCUCGGCGCCGUCGCCGUCCACGCCGAGCUUCCAGCCACCCCAGCUGUCUCCCUGGGAUGGCUCAUUCGGCCCCUUCUCACCCAGCCAGACGUACGAAGGCCUGCGGGCGUGGACAGAGCAACUGCCCAAGGCUUCCGGGCACCCCCAGCCGCCGGCCUUCUUUUCCUUCAGCCCCCCUACCGGCCCCAGCCCCAGCCUUGCCCAAAGCCCCUUGAAGCUGUUCCCUUCACAGGCCACCUGCCAGCUGGGGGAGAGAGAGAGUUACUCCAUAUCAACAGCUUUCCCAGGCCUGGCUCCCACAUCUCCACACCUCGAGGGCCCAGGGGUGCUGGAUGCGCCUGUGUCCUCGGCCAAGGCCCGGAGUGGGGCUCCAGGGGGAAGCGAGGGCCGCUGUGCCGUGUGCGGGGACAACGCUUCGUGCCAGCAUUACGGUGUCCGCACCUGCGAGGGCUGUAAGGGCUUCUUCAAGCGUACAGUACAGAAAAACGCCAAGUACAUCUGCCUGGCUAACAAGGACUGCCCUGUGGACAAGAGGCGGCGAAACCGCUGCCAGUUCUGCCGCUUCCAGAAGUGCCUGGCCGUAGGCAUGGUGAAGGAAGUUGUCCGGACAGACAGCCUGAAGGGGCGGCGGGGGCGGCUCCCUUCAAAGCCCAAGCAGCCCCCGGAUGCCUCUCCUGCCAAUCUGCUCACCUCCCUGGUCAGGGCGCACCUGGACUCUGGGCCCAGCACAGCCAAACUGGACUACUCCAAGUUCCAGGAGCUGGUGCUGCCCCACUUUGGGAAGGAAGAUGCCGGGGACGUGCAGCAGUUCUACGACCUGCUUUCGGGCUCCCUGGAGGUGAUCCGCAAGUGGGCUGAGAAGAUCCCUGGCUUCGCUGAGCUGUCCCCAGGCGACCAGGACCUGUUGCUGGAGUCGGCCUUCCUGGAGCUCUUCAUCCUCCGCCUGGCCUACCGGUCGAAGCCGGCCGAGGGGAAGCUCAUCUUCUGCUCCGGCCUGGUGCUACACCGGCUGCAGUGCGCCCGCGGCUUUGGCGACUGGAUCGACAGCAUUCUUGCCUUCUCUCGGUCUCUGCAUGGCUUGGUCGUCGACGUCCCUGCCUUCGCCUGCCUCUCUGCACUCGUCCUGAUCACAGACCGGCACGGGCUGCAGGAGCCUCGGCGGGUGGAGGAGUUGCAGAACCGCAUCGCCAGCUGCCUGAAGGAGCACGUCUCGGCUGUGGCGGGCGAGCCCCAGCCGGCCAGCUGCCUGUCGCGCCUGCUGGGCAAGCUGCCCGAGCUGCGGACCCUGUGCACCCAGGGCCUGCAGCGCAUCUUUUACCUCAAGCUGGAGGACUUGGUGCCCCCUCCACCCAUCGUCGACAAGAUCUUUAUGGACACGCUGCCCUUCUGACCCCAGCCCAGGAACACGCGUGCCCCGUGUACGCACGGUCGUACGCCACCCCACGUGCCUUUAGCCCACGGCCCACCGACCCCCGGAGCACCCCCAGCCCCCGGCCUGGGCUUGAGCUGCAGACCGGCCGGCCUCCCCCACUUGGGCUGGGUGGUUGGCAGGGAGCUCACGCCCUGGGGGAGUGGGGGAUGCAUUCAAGGGGGGGGGUGACCCCUACUAUUUGUCUUACCCCCCAGCCCAGCCCUGGCCUUCAUGUUUUUGUAAGAUAAACCGUUUUUAACACACACCGCUGUGCUGUAAAUAAGCCAAAUGCUGCUGUAAAUACAGGAAGGAAGAGGCCGAGAUGGGAGUGGGGGUUGAGAGGGAGGGGCGGCCCCCACCAGCCCGGGCAAGCCUUUCCCGCCUCCUUGCACCUGCUCUCUCUUCCCGCCCUCUUUCCACAUGUACAUAAUCUUACUCUAGGAAGAAGACAAAUGACAGAUUCUGACAUUUAUAUUUGUGUAUUUUCCUGGAUUUAUAGUAUGUGACUUUUCUGAUUAAUAUAUUUAAUAUAUUGAAUAAAAAAUAGGCCUGUAGCUGAAA
Molecule: messenger RNA, 2765 nt
Organism: Ailuropoda melanoleuca (giant panda)
Lineage: Eukaryota; Metazoa; Chordata; Mammalia; Carnivora; Ursidae
Gene: NR4A1
Product: nuclear receptor subfamily 4 group A member 1
Exons: 9
Coding region: 387-2183 (598 amino acids)
Biological process (GO): cellular response to corticotropin-releasing hormone stimulus; regulation of transcription by RNA polymerase II
Cellular component (GO): nucleus; transcription regulator complex
Molecular function (GO): nuclear receptor activity; RNA polymerase II cis-regulatory region sequence-specific DNA binding; zinc ion binding
Source: RefSeq, a predicted model, not a curated record